This is a messenger RNA of Carica papaya (papaya), 720 nucleotides long. Its product is annotated as CRIB domain-containing protein RIC6-like. Lineage: Eukaryota; Viridiplantae; Streptophyta; Magnoliopsida; Brassicales; Caricaceae. The record is from RefSeq and is a predicted model, not a curated record.
AUGUCAAACAAUAAGAUGAAGGGACUCUUAAAGGGUCUCAGAUACAUCUCUCAAAUAUUUGAUAAUGAAAAAGAGCCUGAAAUGCAGAUUGGUUAUCCCACAGAUGUAAAGCACGUCGCCCAUAUAGGAUGGGAUGGACCCUCUGUUAACUCACCAAGCUGGAUGAAUGAGUUUAAGGGACCAUUAGAUAGUGCUCCCAAGGAUGAUGCUUCUGAAGAUUCAAGCCGAAAAAACACAACCUUGCAGUAUUCUCCAGGCCGAGAUUUCCCAGCAUUGCCUAAAUCUACAAGACAUCGCACGGUAUCAGAUGGUGCGGCAUCUAACUCGCCUACUAAGGAAAAAUCGGAUAAACCUAGGCAAUCAAGACGAUCCUCAAAGCAAUCGAUUAAGGAAUUAUCGGAAGGAAGCACCAGAUCAUCCAGAAGAGUCAAGGAAGCAUCAUGCCAAGGCAUUGACUCUCCCUCUCGCCACAGCCUUCCUGACAUCCCCAAAAAAUCUAGGCGGAAGAAAUCUGACUCAGUUGGAGGUGGAUCUACAAGAUCAUCCCGGCGAGCUCAUGCAUCCGACUCGGACCAAGUUCCAGACACAGUGUCAGAACCCGGAUCCAUAUCAAUCCACAAUGGCGAAGACAACUGUCUAAGCUCAAGUCUAGAUGGUUAUGGAAGAGAGGAAAGGGGAUCAGUAGAGUUUCUUGAGAUAAGUUGGUUUCAUUUCUUUUGA